This is a messenger RNA of Dentiscutata heterogama, 1107 nucleotides long. The record is from the annotation of a GenBank genome assembly. NCBI's taxonomy places the organism in Eukaryota, Fungi, Glomeromycota, Glomeromycetes, Diversisporales, Gigasporaceae.
AUGAAUAAAAUUGAUGUAGUGACAGAAAAAAAUGAAAUUAUUAACCUUGCAGUUAAAUUGAUAUGGAAUGCUACAGAAAAAAGUGUUUCUUCAGUAAUAUUUAAUGGCGAAACUGCGACAGUUUUAAGUCAAGCUCGUUCUCGUUCAAUUAUUGUGGAUUUGGAUGAAACAGAUUCAGUGAUUAUAAAAGGUGAAACUUAUAGAAAAUUAAAUGAAAAGGUAAAUGAGGACAGUGAAGAAGCAUCAAAUAUAGAUAAUGAAAAAGAAAUUGAUCAUGUGUCUAAAGUUCAAAAAAGUACCACCAAGGAAAUUCAGGAUAACGAUUUAAAACCAUCGAAAGUCUUAAUCGAUGACAGUCAACCCUUCAGAAAUGCGUCGACAAAGAUAAAUAAAUUUAAAGCUGUCAAAUUUACGCGAAAUGAUAGUCAAACUUUAAAUAAUCAGCAAAUAGAAAGUGACAAUGAAACAUCGUCGCAAAUUGAUGAACUAGAAGAUGAGAUCAUGUCAAAUGAAAAAAAAAACAAGCAAAAUUCCAAUUCAUAUAGAGUAAGACAAUUUUUCAAUUAUUACCGUACAAAAUCAAUUAUACUAACCUUACAAAUUGAAGAGCGUAUUGAUGUAUUAUCAGACAUAGACGAAAUAAUGCUCGAUGCCUCCUCGCCGUCAACUAAUGAAGAUGAAAUUUCAUAUGUUUCAAUUCCAGCUGAUCAAAAUAAUUACCCAAGAGUUAUAAUAUAUCCUCAUGAAAUAUUGAAUAGUGAUAAAGGAGAACAACAACAUUCACCGAAAGAUAACGAAAAUAAUCAGUCGAUCGAAAAAAAUGAUGUGAAUACCCUUCUAGAGAGAAUCAUUGUCGAUGAUGAACCCCGGGCUGAAAGGAUUGAAGAAAUCGACAAACCAUUACAAAACAGUAAAAAGAAGCAAAUUGAAGAUGAAAUGCUUAAUGAAGAGGGUUUUAUAUCAGAUGAUGAUGAAGUAGAAGUAGACAAUGUCUCUUUGUUGUUAAAUGCAAGACUAUCUAUUAAUAAUAAAAGUAAUGCUUUAACUUCACCUCAAGAAUUCUCGCCGUUGAAUGAUGAUAAUGAACAAGCCAAUAACGAAAGUUCA